AUGUCUGCCCCGCCCGUUACCGUCGAGGUGGAUACUGGGCUCGACAGUGACUCGGCCUAUGGAGAUGAGAUUUCCAAAUACACCGCGUCACUUACCUCGACGGUCCUUGAGUCUCGAAAGGAGAAUGGAAGAACAUAUCAUGGAUACCCCUACUACAUGCCCAAUGACGAGAACGAAAAGGAGCGGCUGGAUAUGAUGCAUGAAUUGAUGCUGACGAUGAUGGGUCGGAAACUCUUCCUGUCACCGAUCGGUUCCUCACCUCAUCGUGUAUUGGACCUAGGUACAGGUACGGGAAUGUGGGCGAUGGAAUUUGCGGACCAAUUUCCUUCCUCGGAGGUCAUCGGGAUAGAUCUGAGCCCCAUUCAGCCAAGUUUUGUUCCACCGAAUGUCAGAUUCAUAAUUGACGAUUUCGACGACACAUGGGUAGAAAAAGAUCUCGACUUCAUCCACGGCCGCUACUUAGCCGGUUCUUCUAAGGAUUUUGCUAAACUUCUACGGGAGUGCUACAACAAUGCUGCUCCAGGAGGAUGGGUCGAGUUCCAGGAGUGGGACACAGGGUUGUUUUCUGAAGAUGGAAGCACGGACGGUACAUCGAUCAAGCAAUAUUACGAGAUUCUGAAUUCAGAGUUUGCGAAAAUAGGCCGUGUCAUAAAUACCGGUCCGCGGUUGGAGGGCUGGAUGCGCGAUGCGGGAUUUAAGAAUAUCCAAGUCAAGAAAUAUCUGGUCCCCAUGGGAGCUUGGCCGAAGGACAAACAUCUGAAGACUCUGGGUGCAUGGAACUUCGUGGAGGCAGAGAGUGGCUUCGAGGCGGGUGUUAUGGCCGUACUCACCAGACAUGCUGGAUGGAGCAAGGAAGAAGUGGACGUUCUUGUCGCGAAGACUCGUAACGAUGCGAAGAAUCCUGCCAUUCAUACAUUGUUCAACUUCUAUGUUGUCUACGGCCAGAAAGAAGAAUGA
Molecule: messenger RNA, 957 nt
Organism: Paecilomyces variotii
Lineage: Eukaryota; Fungi; Ascomycota; Eurotiomycetes; Eurotiales; Thermoascaceae
Product: S-adenosyl-L-methionine-dependent methyltransferase
Exons: 9
Coding region: 1-957 (318 amino acids)
Molecular function (GO): methyltransferase activity
Source: RefSeq, a predicted model, not a curated record